This is a messenger RNA of Jaculus jaculus (lesser Egyptian jerboa), 2369 nucleotides long. It is a transcript of the gene Cdk2, whose product is annotated as cyclin dependent kinase 2. NCBI's taxonomy places the organism in Eukaryota, Metazoa, Chordata, Mammalia, Rodentia, Dipodidae. Gene Ontology annotation, cellular component: cyclin-dependent protein kinase holoenzyme complex; nucleus; cytoplasm. Gene Ontology annotation, biological process: regulation of gene expression; protein phosphorylation; G1/S transition of mitotic cell cycle. The record is from RefSeq and is a predicted model, not a curated record. The transcript is spliced from 8 exons. Bases 201 to 1241 code for a protein of 346 amino acids. Gene Ontology annotation, molecular function: cyclin-dependent protein serine/threonine kinase activity; cyclin binding; ATP binding.
CUCCGUGGGGGAGGCGGCAACAUUGUUUCAAGUUGGACAAAUUGACAAGAGGCGUACUUCCACUGCGUUCCAUCCCGACCGGGGCCCGGCGGCUGGCCUCGGCUUCCCCUCCUCGUCCCCCCCGAGAGUCGGGCCCGCUGUCUCCAGGGUUCCCAGGCCCCCCGCUCCGGGGCCGAGCGGACCCGACUCGCUGGCGCUUCAUGGAGAACUUCCAAAAGGUAGAGAAGAUCGGAGAGGGCACGUACGGAGUAGUGUACAAAGCCAGGAACAAGUUAACCGGAGAAGUGGUGGCGCUCAAGAAAAUCCGGCUGGACACUGAGACUGAGGGUGUGCCCAGCACUGCCAUCCGAGAGAUCUCUCUGCUUAAGGAGCUUAACCACCCUAAUAUUGUCAAGCUUCUAGAUGUCAUCCACACAGAAAAUAAGCUCUACCUGGUUUUUGAAUUUCUGCACCAGGAUCUCAAGAAAUUCAUGGAUGCUUCUGCUCUCACUGGCAUUCCUCUUCCACUUAUCAAGAGCUAUCUGUUCCAGCUGCUUCAGGGCCUAGCAUUCUGCCAUUCUCACCGUGUCCUACACCGAGACCUUAAGCCCCAGAAUCUGCUUAUCAAUGCAGAGGGUUCCAUCAAGCUGGCAGACUUUGGACUAGCAAGAGCCUUUGGAGUCCCUGUUCGUACUUACACCCAUGAGGUGGUGACCCUGUGGUACCGAGCACCUGAAAUCCUUCUGGGCUGCAAAUACUACUCCACAGCAGUGGACAUCUGGAGCCUGGGCUGUAUCUUUGCUGAAAUGCACCUAGUGUGUACCCAGCACCAUGCUAAGUGCUGUGGGGAACACAGAAGAAAUGGAAGACACAGUCUCUGCCCGCUGUGCUCCUAUCUAGAAGUGGCUGCAUCACAAGGAGGGGGGAUGAUCGCAGUGUCUACCCCAUACCCCGUGACCCGCCGGGCCCUAUUCCCUGGAGAUUCUGAGAUUGACCAAUUGUUUCGAAUCUUUCGGACUCUGGGAACCCCAGAUGAGGUGGUUUGGCCAGGAGUUACUUCUAUGCCUGAUUAUAAGCCAAGUUUUCCCAAGUGGGCCCGACAAGAUUUUAGCAAAGUUGUGCCUCCUCUGGAUGAAGAUGGACGGAGCUUGUUAUCGCAAAUGCUGCACUAUGACCCCAACAAGCGGAUUUCGGCCAAAGCAGCGCUGGCUCACCCUUUCUUCCAGGAUGUGACCAAGCCAGUACCCCACCUUCGACUCUGAUACCCUUCGCACAGUCCUCACCCUCAGUCUUAUCUUCUCCAGUGUGAGCUGAUCUGACUUGACUCUGGGCUGUGUGGACCCAGGUGGGCCCUCUGAUCUUUUCUGGCUGCCUUAGCACUCACCUCUUCUCUUGGCCAGCCUUCCCUGGGGAUUCAGAGGUGCAGGGAAGGAACAGGUGAAAAUGAAAGAAGUUUCAAUAUUCGAUGCACUUAACUCAGCUUCCACCACUUUCUCUCCUUCUUCAUUACUGAAGAGGACUGGUAUUCAAAACAAGAUAAAACUGGCCAUUCUUCCCCUACAUCAAGUUUGCCAUCCCGGUCUUGGGGUGUCCCAUUACUAUUAUUCCUUGUGUUUAGGACAGGCACCCCAUACCUCCUGCUGCCACUGUUUUUGUAAAGGCCAAUUGAUAGCAGGGGUGUAGGUUUGAACAUUUGAGAGGCAAGGAAAACCAAACCAUGGGGAGAGAUCUGUUUUAAAGAAUUAGGUUAAAAACUAGAUCCAGUUUAUACCCUAGUUGUAGUUGUUUCACCUGACCUAACAGGCUACUGGACUCAGGCCCAGAGUGAGAAGCAAAGAAGUAACUCCAUGCAGGGCACUUGUGUGUCCCUCCUAUGAGCAAGAGGAGUCCGGAGGCUCCCCCCCUGUAAGGGGAGGGACAGGGAUUGUGUCUCACUCUGAUCUGCUCUUUCGCCUCAGCCUAAUGAGGCAGGUGAAAGAUGUUUGUAUUUUUCUUUUAGGAAUCUUAGUUACUCAGUGGCCAGGGAUCCCUGCUCUCAUCUUCCUAUGAAAGUCACCUCUCACCUUGUAGAAGUUGGAAGUGAGGGGUCUAGAUGUCAUUUUGAGAAUGCUGACACUUUUUUCAAGACUAACUGGUCAGCACAUUGGAAAAAAUAUUUCUAUAAAAGGAUGAACAAUUAUAUUUAUAUUUCAAGUUAUAGUAAUUUUUUUUUUGUCAGUGUGGCUGGAUUUGUUGCCAUGUGCACCUUGGGGUUUUGUAAUUCAAUUUUUUUUUAAGUAUUUCUCUCCUUUUCUCUGACUUCUUUCUUCUCCCAUCCUUGUCCUAGAGUGCUCUUUCUAUUAACAUUAUUUGUAAUUUGGUUUGUAAUUCAUUAAAACAAAAUGUUCCCA